Molecule: messenger RNA, 444 nt
Organism: Paramecium tetraurelia
Lineage: Eukaryota; Ciliophora; Oligohymenophorea; Peniculida; Parameciidae
Exons: 2
Source: RefSeq, a predicted model, not a curated record
AUGGGAAAGGCUCACAAACAAAAAGGAUAUAGAUUGGAGAAUACAAUUUCUAAGAAAGGUUUUCUAGAAUUAAGAAAAAUGCUUGGAAUGCCAUAAUUUGAAUUGGCGCAUGAUAAUAGCAAUAUUAUGAAAAUACAAGCGCGUUUACUAAAUAUUGAUGACAAUGAAGAAUGGAAUAAUUCAUAUAAACCCAUACCUGAAGUCAAAAUAUAAAAUUAUCUCUUACAUUGUUAGAACAGCGAUCAAUCAAUUAUUUCUUCUUUGAAUAAAGUUGAUCGUUUUCUUAGUCAAUAAGGAAGACUUAAAACUAUUGGAUAAAACAAAGAUGAAGAGAAACAAAAAAAAUAGAAUAGUUUAAGUACUGAAGUUUAGUAUUCGAAUAAAAAAAGCUUGAAUUGAUUAUGAAAAUUAUUUAUAAUUGCCUCUAAACCAAACUUAAAUUUA